CCUUGUAGUGCUAUAAGCAAGAGAGGCAAAGAACCCCACCUCUCUCUCUCUCUCUGUGUCAAAUAUUGGAAAAACUGUAUUCAGCAAAAGGAGGAAAUUGUUAGCUGUUAUAAAGCAGCGGUGCAUAUGGAAACCUCCUUUCACUGGUUGUGCCUUCUUACAUUUUCCUAUGUGUUACUAUUGUUUGCACAAAAGGCGUUCAUUCAUCUCUGGUGGACACCAAAAAGAAUUCAAAAACACUUCAAGAAUCAAGGAAUCACAGGUCCCAAAUACCAUUUUUUGUUCGGUAACCUCAAAGAGAUUGCAAGUUUCACUACUUCAUCUUGGCCUUCGUCUUUUAUCUCCCAUGACAUUCUUCCUAGAGUUCUUCCCUUUUACCAUCAUUGGAAGAAAAUCUAUGGUUCAACAUUUGUUAUAUGGUUUGGACCAACGGCUCGUGUCACCAUAUCUGAUCCAGCUCUCAUUAGGGAUAUAUUCGUCCUGAAAUCAGACAACUUUGAGAAAAAUGAGUCACCAGCGCUUGUGAAGAAGCUCGAAGGUGAUGGUUUGCUUAGUCUCAAAGGAGAAAAAUGGGCUCACCAUCGGAAGAUUAUUACACCCACAUUUUACAUAGAAAAUCUCAAGUUAAUGAUUCCCAUGAUGGGGAAGCGGAUGACGGAGAUGUUGGACAAAUGGUCAAAAAUGUCAAACACCAGUGGAAAAGUGGAAAUCGAAGUAUCAGAAAUGUUCUCCACAUUGGCAGAAGAUGUCAUUACGCGUAUUGUGUUUGGAAACAGCUACGAAGAUGGAAGAGCCAUCUUCGAAUUACAAGCACAACAAAUGGUUUACGCCACUGAAGCAUAUCAGAAAGUUUUCAUCCCUGGAUACAGGUUCUUGCCUACUAAAAAGAAUAGAAUUUCUUGGAGAUUGGAUAAAGAGGUACGAAAAUCUUUGAUGAAACUGAUUGAAGAAAGAAGAAAAAUAUCGACUCAUCAGUUGUUGUCAGACGAAUGUCCGAAUGAUUUAUUGGAAGUAAUGAUCAAAGCUACAACAAGUCAUGAAUAUAGAAAUAGUUCAAACAUCACAGUUAAUGACAUUGUCGAGGAAUGCAAGACCAUCUUCUUUGCCGGCAAACAUACGACGUCGAAUUUGCUGACGUGGACGACAAUCCUAUUGGCCAUGCAUCCUCAGUGGCAGGAACUAGCACGUGAGGAGGUUUUGCGUGUCUGUGGAGCACGUGAUAUCCCCUCUAAAGACGAUCUUGCUAAGCUUAAGACGCUCGGAAUGAUAAUUAACGAAUCCGUCCGGCUAUAUCCACCUGCAGUGGCAGCAAUUAGACGUGCCAAAAUUGACACACAACUAGGGGAUUUCACAUUACCCCAAGGGACAGAGCUCCUAAUACCAAUUAUAGCAAUUCAUCACGAUCCAGUACUAUGGGGACAAGACGCUAACGAAUUUAAUCCCGCAAGAUUUAGUCGAGGUGUGGCACAUGCAGCAAAACACCCCAUGGCGUUUAUGCCAUUUGGCCUUGGUGCUCGACGAUGCGUCGGCCAAAAUUUAGCAGUGCUACAAGCUAAAUUAGCAAUAGCUAUGAUCUUGCAGCGGUUUGCCUUUGAUCUUUCUCCAAGUUACCAACAUGCUCCUACUAUUUUGAUGCUCUUAUGUCCACAACAUGGUGCUCCAAUUAUCUUCCAAAAGUUGUAGUUGACAUCCUUGCAUACAUAAUCUAGUAUAUGUGCAUGCUUGUACAAAGCAAAAUUUUCCAGAUCAAAGUAAAUGUUCUGUGUGUACAAUCCAAUCCCUUCUCUUCCUUUUCCAACUCUAGUAAAUU
Molecule: messenger RNA, 1810 nt
Organism: Lycium ferocissimum
Lineage: Eukaryota; Viridiplantae; Streptophyta; Magnoliopsida; Solanales; Solanaceae
Product: cytochrome P450 734A1-like
Exons: 5
Coding region: 127-1683 (518 amino acids)
Biological process (GO): brassinosteroid homeostasis; brassinosteroid metabolic process
Molecular function (GO): heme binding; monooxygenase activity; iron ion binding
Source: RefSeq, a predicted model, not a curated record